GGCAUAACACGGACACGUGAUAUGUCCAAGUGCAGUGGAUGGGCCGCGAACCGUGGUCAUGCGUACCAGUAGUCUGCGACCAUUGCGACACAAAUGGUUUCUUCGGGGCUAUACUAGUAUUACCUUUACCGCCAUGCCUCGUCAGCAAACUCGCAAUGCUCUUUUCGUCGUUGUGUGGACACCCAACUCCUGCGCUUCACCUGGCCAUGAUAGGCUCCGGCUUCGUCCUCACACUUGACCCACUCGUCCGCCUCCGUCUCGACGAUCCAAGUCGGUAGCACCGUCGACUCGCUCCCAAGGCCUACUCUGGGACCGCAUUGGACUUGAAGCGUCCUCGAUGCUGGCGCCAUGCCAACAGCACGAACAUGCGUCUCGCGCGCAUGUCCUGUUCGCGAGACUCGAGUGGGACCUAAACACGCCAAUGGUCGUCUCAGUGAGGACGUUCCGACAUCGUUCGCGCGGUACAACACCCCCUCCCCCAUCACAGCAAUCACGCUUACGGGCAAUCUCUCCCACCCAUACCGGUCGUCAGCUCCCGGCCUGGCUUAACUGCUGCACGUCCCUCACCACCCCCGCUCAUCACCAACCUCCCUGCCUGCCAUGCGUCCUCGCUCCAUCGAUGUACGAUUAUGGGCCACCUUUAUUUAUGAGGCCCGAACACCCACAUCCCCAUUCAAAAUGCGCCCGUCCAUCAUCCUUCCUCUCGUUUCCGUGGUGGUGCUCGCUUCGUCCGAGUCUGUCGUGUCCCGCCCCAUUUCCUCGUCCGCCGACUGCGACGAUACUGAUAUUGCGGAGCGGGCUCUUGGUGAUCUGGAUACAUUCCGCCUCUUUGGCCGGGAUUACUCUGGUGAACGGCUAGCUUCACGCGCGCAAUCCGACCCAGGGACUGGCCCCGACCGGGGUGGGCAGGGCUGGUAGGUGGUCCUAAUGAUGUCAAGUCAGCAUGCACGCUUACGGCCAUCUCUCCUCCCGAUACCACUCGCCAACGUCCGGCCUCGCGUAGUUGCUACACGUAUGACUGCCCCACGACGCGGAGACAUCUCGGAAAGACGUGGAAGGAGGCCAGUCGGUGGAUAGAGGACUUUGCUAUGUGAAAGAGUGUUCGUUUCACCGCGACUCUCGUCCUCGGAGGAUAUGUCGGGUCCCUUGCAGUGUUCGUUGCAGAGAAACACGAUCGCGCCGCCGAUCACUGGAAGCAUAAGCCCGACCGGAGCGGAGAACGUUAGUAAGCGCCAUGCGCAUGUCUGCUCACGAACACAUCCUUCUAGGUCUGCGAGGCCAUCUCGCCACAGAG
Molecule: messenger RNA, 1294 nt
Organism: Fomitopsis serialis
Lineage: Eukaryota; Fungi; Basidiomycota; Agaricomycetes; Polyporales; Fomitopsidaceae
Exons: 6
Coding region: 338-859 (173 amino acids)
Source: RefSeq, a predicted model, not a curated record